This is a messenger RNA of Blastocystis hominis, 1014 nucleotides long. Its product is annotated as Threonine dehydrogenase. Bases 1 to 1014 code for a protein of 337 amino acids. Gene Ontology annotation, biological process: L-threonine catabolic process. NCBI's taxonomy places the organism in Eukaryota, Bigyra, Opalinata, Blastocystidae. The record is from RefSeq and is a predicted model, not a curated record. The transcript is spliced from 3 exons. Gene Ontology annotation, molecular function: L-threonine 3-dehydrogenase activity.
AUGCUUGCUACUGCUGCAAAGGCUACUUUUAGUGCUGCUCGUACCUUCGCUACGGCCAACGCUCCCAGAAUUCUGAUCACUGGUGCUUGCGGACAGAUUGGUACCGAGUUCGUUACUCUUCUCCGUAAGAAGUACGGUGUUGAGAACGUCAUUGCUUCGGAUCUCCGCUUCCCGAACAGAGAGUUCCAGACCUCGGGUCCCUCCGCGUUCUUGGAUGUGACUGACAAGAACAACGUGACCCGCCUUGUGGCCGAGAACGGAAUCACCUGGAUCAUUCAUCUGGGCGCUCUGCUGUCCGCUAUCGGUGAGAAGAUGCCCCAGAAGGCUCUGGAGGUGAACGUGCACGGUUCGGAGAACAUCAUCGAGGUGGCUCGCCAGUACAAGUGCCGUCUGUACAUUCCUUCGACGAUCGGCGCGUUCGGUCCCUCGACCCCCAAGGAGAUGACCCCCGAUGAGACCAUCAUGCGUCCCACGACGAUGUACGGUGUGUCCAAGGUGCAUCUGGAGCUGCUCGGCGAGUACUACCACCGCACCCAGGGUCUGGACUUCCGCAGCUGCCGCUACCCCGGCAUCAUUUCGAACAAGGCGCUGCCUGGCGGUGGCACGACGGAUUACGCCAUCGAUAUCUUCUACGAGGCGAUUAAGCACCACCACUACACUUGCUUCCUGGGCCCCGACACCCCGCUGCCCAUGAUGUACAUGCCCGACUGUCUGCGUGGAACGCUGGAGCUGAUCGAGGCGGACCGCAGCAAGCUGACGCAGUGCGUGUACAACAUCGCGGCCAUGACGUUCACGCCCGCGCAGCUGGCGGAGAACAUCAAGAAGUACAUGCCCGACUUCACGAUCGACUACAAGCCGGACAGCCGCCAGGCGAUCGCGGACUCGUGGCCGUACUCGCUGGACGAUAGCCACGCUCGCAAGGAUUGGGGAUGGAAGGAGGAGUACGACAUGGACGCGUUGACGCGCGACAUGCUCACGGAGAUCGAGAAGAAGCUGAUGAACGCUAAGAACUAA